AAUUGAGUACAUUUGUAUUAAAAGACUGUACAGUUUGCUGUCAAUCAGUUUCAAAGUGGCCAUGGCAGUGACUGGACUAAGAACAAUUACUUAUUUCAUUUUUUGUCUUGUGGUAGUGAUAAACGCCCGUAAGUGUUAUACACAAUCACAAUAUACAGAUGAUUCUGAUUACAAAGAUUUAGAAUUUUAUGAAGAUAUACCUGUUAAUUAUAUUGAAAAUUUUGAUAAAGACCAUCUGGAUAUGGUUCAGGAUGAUUUCUAUAUUUUGAGUAAUUUCGAAGAUGCGAAUAUACAAAAUAACGUUUACUCGCAUAAAAAUGAUCUUCAAAUUCCGUUUGAAAAUAAUGACGAUUCCUUAAAAAAAAAAUCAUCAGUUCCACAAUUAGAAUGGUAUAAACCUGACAAGGUGUACCGGUACACAAAACAUCGAAUUCCUGGAUAUGAUUAUGAAGAACUUGACUAUAUGAUCACUAAACAUUUUCAACAAUGCGAUGAAAGAUCUGUUUGGACUCAUUGUCUUUGUCAAUUUACAUGUUCAGAACCAGAUAUGGUAGAUUGUUAUACGCCAUGUAAAAGUGGAUGUGAAUGUAAAGAGGAAUAUGUAUUUGAUGAAAAAACGCAACAAUGUCUGUUACCAGAACAAUGUUUUCUAAAAGAAGACAAUUUUUAUAUCACAUAACUUGUAUAAGUUAACACACAUCAAAAGUGCAAUGUUUUUAUUGUACUUCAACACUGAUGACGCUUUGUAGCACAACAGGAUACUAAAUUUAUAUUAAUUUGAAUAAAAUAAUGGAAAGGUUUGUAAAAUCGAAUAUAAAGUGUUU
Eufriesea mexicana is the source of this 824-nucleotide messenger RNA. RefSeq lists its product as uncharacterized. Lineage: Eukaryota; Metazoa; Arthropoda; Insecta; Hymenoptera; Apidae. The transcript is spliced from 2 exons. The record is from RefSeq and is a predicted model, not a curated record. The coding region runs from base 62 to 679 and encodes 205 amino acids.